AUGUCGUUGGCGUGCCACGUCUGCAGCUGUGAGCCCGACUCGCAGUUGUCAUUUUACUGCCCAACAUGCGCUCGGAACCAGCUGUACACCCUCCGUUUCGAUCUCGCGAAGACGCUACUAGGCAAGGAGGCAGCGGGGCAAAAGAUUGAGCAAGCAGUGAAAGAUGCCACACAAGAUCUCGGGCUGGUUCGCAGCCCUGUUCAGCCGGAACAACCACGGGGCGAGCGGUCCAAGAUAACCGUUGAAACGUUGCGCACGCUCAAAAUCCAGGCGGAAAUUAGAAGCGAGAGCAUACAGGUACAGAUAGCCAAAUUACGGAGGGAAAUAGAGGGCGGCAAGCAGGAGAUUGCGAAACGCCGGGCGGCGCUCGCCAAGCGACGGUCCGAUGCGGAAUCGGCGCGGUAUCAGCUCCCUGACCGCCGGGCAACGACGGUAAAUAAUGUGCAGAAGGAUAUUAAGAAAACGGAGAAUGCGUGGAAUAGCCUUCAUACGAAGACGGCGGAGUCAAGGAUGUUUCUCUGUCGGGAGGUGGCCAGCCUGUAUAAUUUACGGCAGAAGAGCAGGAGAAAGAAUGGGAAGAUUAUAACUACGUAUUCCAUAGGUGGGGUAUAUAUCGUUGAUCCCAGGGAUAUGAACAGUGCCAGCCCAGCUCAAAUUACGACGUCACUCUCGCAUAUCGCACGACUCUUAGUUCUCGUUUCGCGGUACCUUGCGCUCCGUCUACCUGCGGAAAUCACCUUACCUCAUCGAGAAUACCCCUUACCCACAAUACUCGCUCCAUCUUCAUCAUACAUUGAAAAAGAUAUCCCAUUCUCAGCAGUAUCACCUUCAAGCUCUGUUACGCCGCGAAGUGCUGGAGCCCGGGCACCCCCACGGCCUCGCCCCCUCUUCCUGCAGCGAAAUCUCCCUAAACUGGCGAAGGAAGAUCCAGCUGGAUAUGCCCUUUUUAUCGAGGCGGUGGCCCUUCUGGCGUGGGAUGUAUCGUGGAUAUGCCGGUCUCAAGGAUUAUAUAUUGGGAGUGAGUCGUGGGAGGAUGUUUGCGAUAUGGGACAGAAUUUGUGGCAGCUCCUCGUCGCACCUCCAGCGCUGGUAAAGGCGUUAGGCAGUCGUGACGGUGCAACAAAAGUCUCAAAUGGCAAAGAGGCGACCCGAGGGCGUACGACAUCGGCAUCAUUGCUGGGCCAUUACUCGCAUGGAACGGUUCAUUCUUUCCUUGGGAAUAACCAAGGACUGGAGUUCAUGAAGACUUGGAAAUUGCCGUCGUACAUCAAGAUCGCGGAUAAGCUAAAAUCGACUCUUCUGAGCGAGAUGGCGACGGCGGAAUGGGAAAUUCUGGAGGAGGAAGAGUGGGAGGACGACCCUCGAUUGCAGAAACAGGGCGAGCAGCCGAGUGGGCCUAUCAUUGUGGAUGUCCCACCAUCGAAUCCGGAGAAUGCGGGUGAGGAGGCGGGGAGGAUCAUAAUGACGGCGUCCGCAAUCGCCGACUCAGCGGAUGCGCCGCAGGUAUCCGUCACAACUCCAAACGACAAGGCAAAGGGGACCAAGGGCUGGACCAAGAUCAACAGCCGCUGA
Ophidiomyces ophidiicola is the source of this 1572-nucleotide messenger RNA. RefSeq lists its product as uncharacterized. Gene Ontology annotation, biological process: SNARE complex assembly. The record is from RefSeq and is a predicted model, not a curated record. Bases 1 to 1572 code for a protein of 523 amino acids. Gene Ontology annotation, molecular function: SNARE binding. Lineage: Eukaryota; Fungi; Ascomycota; Eurotiomycetes; Onygenales; Onygenaceae. Gene Ontology annotation, cellular component: endosome; lytic vacuole. The transcript has 2 exons.